AUGCUCUGUAACUUGCCAAGCGAAGUGAUGCUUCAAAUUUUGCAUCAUGUAUCGGUUGAAAACCAUGCCGAUCUUAUUCCAAUUGCAAGCACAUGUAGACGAAUGCGUACGCUGGUUGCCGACUGGACAAUAUGGUCAGGGCCUAUCACCAUUGUCAUGGACUCGUCGUCGUCGCCAUACUCUACAAGCCAUUUGCAUCAAGCCAUUGCUGCUGAAUCAUCCUUAGGAGCAGCACCACCACGUGCCACUCAUGUCAAUCUUGCAAUCGAAAAUUCAAAUGCAUGCACACAACUCCCCGACUUGCUUCACUGGUUGUUAAAGAGCGGGGAUAUGAAAAGCCUAGCAUUGUAUACGCCUGCAUCCACGCAUGAAGCCAUUAUCCAAAAUGCAUUUCAACCACGAUCAUUGAAGGAUGGUACCGGUACAACUGAAAGUAGUUUACAGUCCUCCUCCUCCUGUAUUGAAUCCAUCACCCUGAGAGACCCUUUAUUAUCCGAUGCCAUCCUUCUUGAUCAUCAACAACCCAUUAUGCCGCUGGCGGUGACCUACAAAGAUGACUUGAUUCACUGGUUGGCUCAAUCACAGAAAAGUUUGGUCCAUCUUGAUAUGCCAAGUUUACCCAUUGAUUGGUUUACCGAAUACGGAGAAAAUCUUUUCUUUGAAAAACUGGAAACUCUCACUAUCACAGUGACUCAUGGUGAUGGUGGUGGUGGCAAUGAUGAUGAGGAGCAGCAACUACAGGAGCAUGGAUUGGAUGGGAGAAUACUCAAGCAAACCUUUCCCUGUUUAAAGGAACUAACAAUCCACCUACCAUGUGCUGAUCGAUUCUCCUUGUUGCUUCCCCUCUUGAGUGACAAGCAGCUUUACCCCUGGAUCGAGUCGAUUACCGUGAUUUGCCCUGACGAUGACAGGUUACGAAAACGAUUACCCCAAGAAGAUGUGGAGGCCUUACUUGGAUCACUCAAAGGCGUCUCAAGAAUCAAUGCUGGUUGGGAUAUGGUUGUCCUGGACGACAUCUAA
This is a messenger RNA of Lichtheimia ornata, 1020 nucleotides long. RefSeq lists its product as uncharacterized. The coding region runs from base 1 to 1020 and encodes 339 amino acids. The record is from RefSeq and is a predicted model, not a curated record. The transcript is spliced from 2 exons. NCBI's taxonomy places the organism in Eukaryota, Fungi, Mucoromycota, Mucoromycetes, Mucorales, Lichtheimiaceae. Gene Ontology annotation, molecular function: protein binding.